CAUGGAGGUAGAAUUGGUGGAGUCGACACGGCCCGCUUAUCCCAUUCAUUGAGGUGAAGCCGACGAACUGUCAAAUUUACGGCCAAAAGAUGGGGGUGGGCGAACCUGGCCGAGCCCAUUAAGAGGGAGCCUGACCUGAUAACACCUGACACCUGGCCGUAAAAAUGACAGCUCGGGCGGGUUCACUUAACUGGGCUGAUGUCGACUCCACCAAUUCUACCUCCAUGGUUCAAAACAAGGGUGAUAAGGGACGGUGAGGGUCGUGUCGUGCUGUGUUGAGCCUCAAAAAUAAUCGUUCCCCGGCCCUGACAACUUCUGGUGUGAUGGCGCUAACGAGGUUCCGGGAGGUGUUCCAGGUGUGAUGGCGCUAACGAGGUUCCGGGAGGUGUUCCAGGUGUGUCAGGCGGCUGUCAUUGGCAUGGUGCACGUCCGCCCCCUCCCCGCCACCCCCCUCAGCCGCCACUCUGUCCGCCAGCUGGUGGAGAAGGCGGUGCAGGAGGCGGAGCUGUAUGUGGAUGCCGGUGUGGAUGGGCUACUUGUCGAGAACAUGUUUGACCUCCCAUAUGUGAAGGGAGGUCAGCUCGGGCCGGAGGUCGUGGCCUGCAUGACCCGGGUGUGUCGAGAGGUCAGGAGUGUCACCCCCUCAUCGCUGCCUUGUGGAGUGCAGAUCCUGGCAGGGGGCAACCACGCAGCCCUGGCGGUGGCUCAGGCGGCGGAGCUACAGUUCAUCAGGGCGGAAGGGUUCAUCUUUGGCCACCUGGGGGACGAGGGAUGGGCCGAGGCGUGCGCUGGGCCACUUCUGCGCUACCGGAAGGCCAUUGGGGCAGAGGGGGUGAUGGUGUUGGCCGAUGUGAAGAAGAAGCAUUGUGCCCAUGCCAUGACCUCUGACCUGGGCAUUGGUGAGACAGCUCGGGCUGCCCAAUUCUUCCUGGCGGACGGUGUGGUGGUGACGGGGGCUGCCACAGGGGCGGAGGCUGACCCUGGGGAGCUGAUGGAGGUGCUGGAGAGUGUGGACCUACCUGUGUUAGUGGGCUCAGGUGUGACGAGGGAGAACGCACACACGUACACACACGCACACGGCCUCAUCGUGGGCUCGUACUUCAAGGAGGGAGGCAGGUGGGCGGGUGAGCUUGAAGCGGCGAAGGUCAAGCAGUUUACAGACCACGUGAAGAGGCUCCGAGAGGGAUGACGCAAGCAAAGGUGAUCGACUGACUGACGACACAGGUGGCUAACGAGGGAGGUGACAGGUGGUGACAGACAGGUAGACAGGUAAACAGGUGCACACAGAUUAAUAGGUAGAUAUAUAGACAGAUUUAUACACAGACAGACACAGAUAGACUCCACUCACACAGCUCUCUUUGACAGACUGGAGUUUAAGGCUCUUCGUCUCAGCAGCUCUCCUCCUCUUACUGAUACUCUUCUACCUCUUAAAUUCUGCCGCCAUGUUGCCUCUCUCUCUAUCUUCUAUCGAUAUUUCCACGCUGACUGCUCUUCUGAACUUGUUAACUGCAUGCCUCCCCCCCUCCCGCGGCCCCGCCACACAAGACUUUCUACUCAAGCUCAUCCCUAUACUGUCCAAAUCCCUUACGCAAGAGUUAACCAGCAUCUUCACUCUUUCAUCCCUCACGCUGGUAAACUCUGGAACAAUCUUCCUUCAUCCGUAUUUCCUCCUGCCUACGACUUGAACUCUUUCAAGAGGAGGGUAUCAGGACACCUCUCCUCCCGAAAUUGACCCCCUUUCGGCCACUCCUCUAACUCUUUUUAGGAGCAGUGAGUAGCAGGCUUUUUUUUUUUUUUCAUUUGUUACGUUUUUUUAUGCCCUUGGACUGACUCCUCUGCUGUAAAAAAAAAAAAAAAAGAAGAAAAACAGACAUACAUAUUUACACACAGACAGACAGACAGACACAUAAAUGAAUAUUGUAGAGAGAAAAAGACUUAUAAACAGACAGACAGACAGACCAUGGAGAGAAUUUGACCAAGAAAAGCACACACACACACACACACACACACACACACACACACACACACACACACACACACACACACAGACAGACAGACACAUAAAUGAAUAUUGUAGAGAGAAACAGACUUAUAAACAGACAGACUGACAGAUUAUUGAGAGAAUUUGACCAAGAAAAACAGACAAACACAUUUACAAACAGACAUACAGACAGAUAUACAGGUGACAUUCCAUUAUCAAGUACUUAUAUACCUGUAAUUACCUAAGACCUGUUAAUUAGUGCCUUAAUUAUCUUUGUACCUAAAUGAAGUUCUAUCUACCUCUG
Messenger RNA from Eriocheir sinensis (Chinese mitten crab), 2285 nucleotides. RefSeq lists its product as uncharacterized. The transcript has 8 exons. Lineage: Eukaryota; Metazoa; Arthropoda; Malacostraca; Decapoda; Varunidae. The record is from RefSeq and is a predicted model, not a curated record. Bases 362 to 1189 code for a protein of 275 amino acids.